AAAUAUGGUAAUAUUACUGUAUUGAAUAAAUAAGCGAAAUUUGGCAUCGAGGAUAAGAAAGAGGAUGAUAAUGAGCGACUUGAUUGCAGAGCUAAAAGAACGCUAAGCCAAAGGUGCAAGUGCGAAAGUACAAGAUUGUGAGAGCGCGAGGAGUGAGAGCUUAAAUAUCGAAAGAAAAUGGCACAGAUGAGGUACCCUAAAGCUUAAUUGUGUCUCCAAAGUUGGCAUGUUUACAAAUAACAAAUUUAGAAAUUGCUUGCGGUUGCGAGACCCGACAUUCUCAUCCGAACUACCACUAGCUGAGGCAUGUGUAUUUGAAAGUCGAGGAUCUCUACUUUUACGCUCUCUCUUGUUUUUUUUUAAAGAAUUUUUAUAAAAAGUAUAAAAAUGUUUGACAAAAAUAAUAGUUUCCAUAGAGCCUAUCGAAAAUACUCGGAUAUUUUUACAGAUAUUUUCUCCCAUGGAUACGAGAAAAUUUGAUAUAUAGAGACAUUUAAAAUGAACAGCAAUACAGAACUUCAUCAGUCAGAUGAUCAGGACUUUUCGGAAUUUCUCAACGAGUAUUACCUGCAAAGCAAUUCCCAAAGUAUCGAACCUGAAGCAAGUUACGAAGAUGGAGAAAUGGAAGCAGAGUGGCUGGUUUCCGCUGGUUAUCCAGAAUUGACAAAACCCUUUAAACAAGAACGAGGCACAGUUACACGCUCACGAAGUGCCACUCCGGAUUCCCUGGACUCUUUACAAAUGGAUGAAGCUUGGACCAACAAUUCUUCACCGACUUUUGUAAAUUUAUAUGAAAAAAAUACCGAAACUCAUACACGAUGUGUAGAACAAUCAAAUGAAAUAUAUUUAAAACAAAACCUGCGACGAACCCCUAGCGCCCCGCCUAAAAGCGGCACCUCUGCGGAUAUAUUUCGUGGUUCGCAAGUGCGAUGUGAUAUACCUUUGUACUCGGCGGAUGGUGUAGAAUUGCUUGGAUAUUCACGGAUUGGCACCACACAAUUUCCAAGGAACAGAUCCGUCUCUGAUCCAUUUUGUUCUAUUGGUCGAUCGAAGGAUUCAAGAAGUGAAAAUGAUUCACCAUCACAAGAGAAAAAAUCGAGUGAAGUGUUGUCAGCCUCAGAGAAUGAAUGCGUUCGCCUUUUACCUAUGCCCUACAAUGUCCUGAGCUUUGAAAGUAUUUGUCGAGAUUCUUCUAGUCUUGAUAGCUUCGAAGUCCUAGAUACCUGUGAUACCCCUUCAACGCUAUUCACAGAUGUCGUAUUAAUAAGCGAAAUUGACAUGAAACGUUUACAGGCAAAACUUUGGUUAGAGUUAGCCACAAUAUUUGAUCGCAACAAAGUUUCUUUAGAUAAAAGAAAGCCGUUUAAGCGUCGUCGCAAAGAAGAGGGUAAUCUUUUUGGCGUAUCUAUAAACGCUCUUAUUCGUCGGGAUCAGCAAGUUACUGGCACUGACUCAUCUUUGGUCCCACUAUUUUUGGAAAAGCUUAUUGGCGAACUUCUGCGACGUGGCUCUAGAGAAGAAGGAUUACUUCGAAUAGGUGGUCACAAACAAAAGACUGAAUUACUUUAUAAUGAAUUAGAAUCAACAUUUUAUCAAAAUCCAGAUAAUCUAGCUAACCUUUUUUGCACAGCUACUGUUCAUGAACUUAGUUCGUUGCUAAAACGAUGGCUGCGUGAACUUCCUCAACCUUUGCUUACUAAUGAGCUUAUACAACUGUUUUAUCAAUGUCACACACUUCCAUCAAUAGAUCAAAUGAAUGCACUAUCGAUUUUAUGUCACCUGCUUCCGCCUGAAAAUAGAAACACAUUACGUUCUUUAUUAAGCUUUUUUAAUUAUAUAAUUAAUCUAAAAGAUAUAAACAAAAUGAAUGUGCAUAACGUAGCAACAAUAAUUGCACCGUCACUGUUUCCACCACGUUAUAUACACCCGAGUGACAAAAACAGCAUUGCAGAACAAGUAAGAAUGGCCGCUCAGUGUUGCCGUUUGACGAAUAUUUUAAUCCUACGCGGCGAAAAACUGUUCCAAGUACCAAACAAUUUAAUUAUGGAAUCACAGAAAACAAUGAUGGGUAAGAAAGGAUGGCAUCGGCAUCGAAAUUCAAAUGAAAUUAUUGCAAAUCCAAGCGGAAAGGCGAGCAAUGUUGGCGUUGGACACGACUCUUCAGUUAUAAAUAAAUACUCAACCAAUUUAAAGCAUUUACAUCCAUUUGUUAUUUGAACAAACGGUUGCUAACGUUGAUUAAGUUGUAUUAUAUGUUAAAUUGAAAAAAUGUUAAAUUCAAACUACAAAUUUAGUGACGCUCAACAUUUCUUUUUCUUAUUUUCUAUUCAAAUUUUCUCAGUACGGAGACCGACUAUGAAAAAAAAACAAUGGAGGGAAAAAUAUGCAACAGCUGAAAGGCGAAUUAUAUUACGAACUUCUUAAAAUUCCACCUAUUCAGCUGAUAAAAUUAGGGAAGAAUACGGAGUAUAUGCUAGUGUUUCCACGAAUUAUUCGAAUUAAAGGGAUUGAACAUAAAAAUAAGAAAGAAUGCUAUAGUCGAGUAUCCCGACUAUCAGAUACCUCGAUAUUCUGGGAUAUCGAUAGAUAUUGAGGAAUAAAAUAAGACAGUCUUUAAAAUUGUUUAAAAGUGUGGUCGGGACCGUCUUUGGGCUUUUUGAAAGUGUAGCCGCAAUUUUUUUGGUAGAAAGAAAUUGGCCAGACAAAGACCGUGUCAUGGUCAAUGCGAUUCCACAAAAUGCUAUUUCAGUUUGCUAUUUCAGUGCUAUUUCAUUUGAUUUACUAUAGUAGCUUCGAGUAAAUAUUGUUGUAAUUCAAAGCUUUUAUGGAAUAAUAGACUUUGCGUUUUCAUAUAUUAAUCUUGAUUUAUUUUGUUAAUUAUUUAAAUUUAAACAAAAAAUUGUGCAUAUAAAUCUCGACCAUUCUUUAAAACAGGCGUGCUGAUAAUAAAUUGGUUAUUUUUGGAUUUUAAACGGUCGCCCCGAAAUAGUCGCCACUCAUUACCUUAUCAUCUCAUUUUAUCUUUCGUAUGCGGCUUACUUUGGCUACACACUUUAAUGUUUUACUGGUUCUUACAUUAUUAUUUCAAUCGCUAUGUGCUGUGUGUGAUGCCAAUUGCUUUAACCUAUACCCAUGUUUUCUACUUUAACCUAUAUGUUUUUUUAUCGAUAGUAAAUAAAACUCAAUGCGCUCUGAUUAA
Drosophila mauritiana is the source of this 3199-nucleotide messenger RNA. RefSeq names its product rho GTPase-activating protein conundrum (gene conu). NCBI's taxonomy places the organism in Eukaryota, Metazoa, Arthropoda, Insecta, Diptera, Drosophilidae. Gene Ontology annotation, cellular component: cytoplasm. Gene Ontology annotation, biological process: regulation of small GTPase mediated signal transduction; signal transduction; regulation of actin filament polymerization. Gene Ontology annotation, molecular function: GTPase activator activity. Bases 499 to 2217 code for a protein of 572 amino acids. The record is from RefSeq and is a predicted model, not a curated record. The transcript is spliced from 7 exons.